Messenger RNA from Aplysia californica (California sea hare), 3357 nucleotides. RefSeq names its product GPN-loop GTPase 3. The transcript has 9 exons. The coding region runs from base 187 to 1038 and encodes 283 amino acids. The record is from RefSeq and is a predicted model, not a curated record. Gene Ontology annotation, molecular function: GTPase activity. NCBI's taxonomy places the organism in Eukaryota, Metazoa, Mollusca, Gastropoda, Aplysiida, Aplysiidae.
CCAACCCACAGCCAGCCAUUUGUUUCAGAUUUGAAAGCACGCGACGCACGCCUUAAGUGAUAGUAUAGGAACAGGCCUACCGAUUGUGCGUAGGCACGAGUUCAGCAGGAUCGUCGAUGUAAACAAAACAACAGUCGGACUUAUGAACAAACUCUAGGAUUACAAGUGUGUUUUCAAGAUUUCAAGAUGCCAAGAUACGCUCAACUUGUCAUUGGACCUGCGGGAAGUGGGAAAUCCACAUAUUGCAGUAGACUGGUCAAACACUGUGAGGACCUCAAACGAUCGGUGCAAGUUGUAAAUCUAGAUCCAGCUGCAGAAUAUUUUGACUACCCUGUCAUGGCUGAUUUGCGAGAUCUCAUUCAGAUUGAUGAUGCAAUGGAGGACACGAGCCUCAACUUUGGUCCCAAUGGAGGGCUCAUAUUUUGCAUGGAAUAUUUGGCACAGAAUUUUGACUGGUUGCAAGAACAGCUGGAUGAGCAGGAAGAUGAUUACAUCCUGUUUGAUUGUCCUGGCCAGAUUGAGCUGUACACUCACAUCCCGGUGAUGCGACAGCUGGUAGAGCGACUGCAGGCCUGGGACUUUCGUGUCUGCGUGGUCUUUCUCCUGGACGCUCAGUUCCUGGUGGAUGCGGCCAAGUUUGUGUCGGGCUCGCUGACCGCUCUGUCCACCAUGGUCAACCUGGAGGUGCCCCAUGUCAACGUCAUCACCAAGAUGGACCUGUUGAGUAAAUCUGCUCGCAAACACAUCGACAGGUACCUGGAGCCAGAAUUGAGCACACUCCUAAUGGAUGAGUUUGAGGAGACGAACGUUGGUCCCAAGUUCAAAUCCCUGAACAAGGCCAUGGCUCAACUGCUGGAUGACUUCAGCCUGGUGCACUUCCUUCCACUGGAUUACAAUGAUGAAGGAAACAUCACAGAUCUGCUGGUCCACAUAGACUCAACGAUACAGUACGGAGAGGAUCUCGAACCCAGAGAGAUGAGGGACCCUGUAGACGCAGAAGGUCAAAAUGAGGAUGUGGACAGUGGACUGGAUGACUGACACUUUGUGCCGCUGUUGGGGAUGUUUCCUCUUCCACUUGGAAGCGUUCUUGCCCUUCCUCCUUGCAUGGUGAGUCCUCGUUUCAGCCAAUCCAAUUGUGUGAGAAUGAGUUACUGCUCCCCAUGUCAAGCCUAGCCUUUGGAGACACUUUGGAGAGUCCCAUUGGUCCCAUGUUGAACGAUAUGACACUCAAGGCAACAGCUGUUUCGAUGGUCGGGAGGUGAGCAAACAGCACCUUAGGACGUUUCCAGAUUGUGGAGUUGAAACACUCGUUUGGAUUUUGAGUGGUCAUUUUCGCACACCUUUCCAAAAGUGCUGGAUCUGUCAGCUUCUUCAUGACGGGGAAGACAUACCUUCCAAUAUCAGGGGAUAUCGUUGGGUUGUGGGGAGGCGGCUGUUCACCUUUGGCGAGGGCACGCUUGUAUUUGCACCACGAUGUUUCACCAUCGGGGCAUAAACGGUGGUUCGGUGCACUGUCCAUAGACAUCAUAUGAAAUAGACCCCCCAUAACACCCAUUUUCAUCUUAUCCACAUCUGGGGCAUUUUGUCUCAAGUUGGUAGCGUAUGUGUUUGUGAUCUUUUUGAUUUUUGCAGCAGUCAGCUUGCGAUUGAGCUGCUGUUUAUUGUCCUUUUUGACCUGCUCGAGCUGGUUAAAAAUUCUCUUGGCGAUGUGAUUCACAGUCUUCUUUGCGCACUGUGAUGUUGUAGAUGGUAAGCUCGUUCACACGAUUCAGCGCCUUGCUAUCCCCGUCGCACAGCAUUGUGCCGUAAAUAAGCUCCCGGCGUUCAACUGACCACCCAAAGAUCAUUUCCGCUGCCUUAGUUUCCAUUGCAUUUGAUGAUUUGUUGAAGUUUUUAUUACAUAGAGGUCUGUGUCGUUCUAACCAGGCUUCAUACUGAGGGGAAUCCGGCGAUGGUGCACGAACACAUCCAGCACAGAAAUUCGACACAGUGUAAGUGUCCAGCACAAACCCACUGCACAGAAAUUCCACACAGUGUAAGUGUCCAGCACAAACCCACUGCACAGAAAUUCCACACAGUGUAAGUGUCCAGCACAAACCCACUGCACAGAAAUUCGACACAGUGUAAGUGUCCAGCACAAACCCACUGCACAGAAAUUCCACACAGUGUAAGUGUCCAGCACAAACCCACUGCACAGAAAUUCCACACAGUGUAAGUGUCCAGCACAAACCCACUGCACAGAAAUUCCACACAGUGUAAGUGUCCAGCACAAACCCACUGCACAGAAAUUCCACACAGUGUAAGUGUCCAGCACAAACCCACUGCACAGAAAUUCCACACAGUGUAAGUGUCCAGCACAAACCCACUGCACAGAAAUUCGACACAGUGUAAGUGUCCAGCACAAACCCACUGCACAGAAAUUCCACACAGUGUAAGUGUCCAGCACAAACCCACUGCACAGAAAUUCCACACAGUGUAAGUGUCCAGCACAAACCCACUGCACAGAAAUUCGACACAGUGUAAGUGUCCAGCACAAACCCACUGCACAGAAAUUCCACACAGUGUAAGUGUCCAGCACAAACCCACUGUACAGAAAUUCGACACAGUGUAAGUGUCCAGCACAAACCCACUGUACAGAAAUUCGACACAGUGUAAGUGUCCAGCACAAACCCACUGUCCACAUCAAUUGCCACACCCACUCCAUAGUGUGACGAAUGACCCCUUUUGUGCCACGUGCCAUCGUACGAAACACCCACAACUUGCACACCAGAGGGACUUGUCUGUUCAGUGGCAUAGACUCCAGCCUGAUGUCGUUCCUUCACCACUCUAGCAAAGGCGGACAUGACUUCUUCCGCAGCAUCAAUCGCAGCCGCUCUGACGUCAAGGCCAAUUUCACUGAAGGUCUUAUGAUGCAUCACAUUUGGAACAUUCGUAAUGCUGAACAUUGUUUUCAUUGUGCUUAGAGGGGCACCACAUUCCUUCGCAGCUAAAACGGUACGCACAUUGAUAUCGUAACGAUGGGUGGGUUUUGGAAAAGAAGAAUUGGACCAAACUUUUUUCUGACACGUAUAGCACUCCACCGUGAAACGGCAGGCUAAACCGAUGUCUCCUGAUGUCGUAAUGGAGAUGUUGGAGCCAUAACAGAUAGGGCAUACGAUUACCUCAGACAACGAUUGAAAAAAACGACGAAUGGAUGAGGCAGUAUCUUUCUUGUAGAAGAUCAGAAGCAGAGGAAUGGUCACCAAAAGCUGACAUCUUCUGCUCACAUCGUAACGCAUUCAGUUGGUCGCCUUCUUCAACAGAACAGUCGGAAGCCGGCUCACUGUUCGAAAAAGAAAUAAAAUUGUAUUACAACCA